Exophiala aquamarina CBS 119918 is the source of this 474-nucleotide messenger RNA. RefSeq lists its product as uncharacterized. The record is from RefSeq and is a predicted model, not a curated record. NCBI's taxonomy places the organism in Eukaryota, Fungi, Ascomycota, Eurotiomycetes, Chaetothyriales, Herpotrichiellaceae. Gene Ontology annotation, molecular function: protein binding. The transcript is spliced from 2 exons. The coding region runs from base 1 to 474 and encodes 157 amino acids.
AUGGAUUUAAGUAAUAACAGACAAGUUCAUACCGAGAAGCUUACGCUAAUGGGGCUUUCGGGGUUGGCAAUACUGCUACAAGAUCAAGGGAAGUACGAGCAGGCUGAGGAGGUCAUUCAAGGAGCCAUGCCGGCGUACGAGGCGGCGAUGGGAGGGAGUCAUUCCGACACGCUGGCAUGUAUGAGUAACCUGGCCACGGUACUACAAGACCAAGGGAAGUAUGAGCAGGCCGAGGAGGUGAACCGACGUGCGUUGGCAGGAUAUGAGGCGGCGCUAGGAGGGAGUCAUCCCAAGACGCUGGUGUGCAUGAGCAAUCUAGCAACUGUACUACAAGAUCAAGGGAAGCAUGGGCAGGCCGAGGAGGUCAACCGGCACGCGCUGAGAGAGUAUAAGAAGCUGAAGGGAAGUCAUUCGGAACGGCUGGUAAGCUUCCAAGGCACCGGACCACGGCUAAUUGCAAGAAACAUUGUUUAA